AUGGUGGCAUGUCCAGAGGCCGAGGCAGCCAUCCCCGUCCCUGGAUGUGUUAGAACACUGGAAGUAACCAUAAGUCAGAGCAAUGUUCAGGUGGCACGGGGGCAGACAGCAUUUUUAUCCUGCACGUUUACUACAAGUGCGGCCCUAACCAACCUUAACAUCAUCUGGAUGGUUACACCCCUGUCUAACGCCAAUCAACCGGAGCAGGUGAUCAUUUACCAAGGUGGACAAGUUUUCAGUUUAGCCACCCACCUGAAUGGGCGUGUGGGAUUCAUUGCCACCAUGCCCAGCACAAGUGCCUCUAUCUUCAUCAACAACACACAACUCUCCGACACGGGGACAUACCAGUGCCUGGUAAACAACCUCCCUGACCGAGGAGGCCGCAACAUUGGAGUGAUUGGCCUCACUGUGCUGGUGCCUCCCUCCAUCCCCUCCUGCCGCAUCCAGGGCAGCCUGGAUGUAGGCAGUGACAUCAUGCUGCUGUGUGGCUCAGAAGAAGGGAUCCCCACUCCAACUUAUGCCUGGGAGAAGCUUGAGUCUGUGCCGAAGCUCCCCAGCACCGCGAUGCAAGACCAGAUGCAGGGUACAGUUACACUGCGCAACAUCAGUACGGGCCACUCCGGCUUGUACCAGUGUACUUCCUCCAAUGCCAUUGGAAAGAGCACAUGCCUACUCAACCUGCAGGUUGUAGCACCUGAGCCACAGAGUGUGGGCCUCAUUGCAGGGACAAUUGCAACAGGUGUGCUGGUGGUCAUCAUUUGUUCUCUUCUUGUGGUGGUCACACUAUUCUACUGGAAGAACAAAAAUAAAUAUGAAGAUGAUGAGAUCCCCAAUGAGAUCAGGGAAGAUGACCUCCCACCAAAGAGGUCCUCUUCAGUGAAGGCUUUCCAUGCUGAUGCAUCAUCAUCAGAAAACGACACACUCACUUCAACCAACACCUAUAACAGUCGAUACUGGCACAACCCCAAGCCCAACUAUGACACCAAUUCAUAUACACGCUACAAUGGAGAUACACGACAGACCUUUUCUCCUGGUCCUGUUUCUUCCACUCACCCCACCUUUGCCAAUGGCAGCCACACCCUUCCUCCGCCGAAAACUCUGGUUGUUACCACCAACUCGGCUCCCUCCCCACCUGCCAUGGUGCGGAGCAAUGGCUCCAUCAGCUUAAAGCAGGUUCCAGCUCAUGGCCAGCACACUCACUCAUAUGCUGUGAGCCAAGCUACACUGGAGCGCAUGGGUGCUGUGCCAGUCAUGGUGCCUGCUCAGAGCAGGGCAGGCUCCCUGGUCUAAAACUCUCCUUUGCAUCUUUCCUUUUCAUUCAGCAAACAGAAUUGUAUAAUUUACAGUUUUGCAAUUUUUACAAUUUAGAGUUAAUUUUAUGCCAACACUGUUUUAAGGCAACACUUGGCUUAAGUUCUUUUUCUUUUUUUUUGCUUUUUUAAUAGCUUUUUGGUCUGUUUUUUAAACUCAUGUUUUUGACAUAGCAAUGACAGAAUACCUUUUGGAAGCAACGAGUAAUUUGUGGUAAAGUAAGCAGCUAUGUAGUCACUGAGAUGUGUCUGUAUGUUCAGAAUUUUACUAAUAACAUAAAUGCAAUUUGGGCAUUUUAUAAUAUGUUAAUAUUAGAAAAUGUAGGUUAUAUAUUUGAUAAU
Messenger RNA from Scleropages formosus (Asian bonytongue), 1652 nucleotides. RefSeq names its product immunoglobulin superfamily member 11 (gene igsf11). Gene Ontology annotation, cellular component: cell-cell junction. The record is from RefSeq and is a predicted model, not a curated record. Lineage: Eukaryota; Metazoa; Chordata; Actinopteri; Osteoglossiformes; Osteoglossidae. The transcript has 7 exons. The coding region runs from base 1 to 1290 and encodes 429 amino acids.